Eremothecium gossypii ATCC 10895 is the source of this 1164-nucleotide messenger RNA. RefSeq names its product 60S ribosomal protein uL3 (gene RPL3). Gene Ontology annotation, molecular function: RNA binding; structural constituent of ribosome. Gene Ontology annotation, biological process: translation; ribosomal large subunit assembly. Lineage: Eukaryota; Fungi; Ascomycota; Saccharomycetes; Saccharomycetales; Saccharomycetaceae. Gene Ontology annotation, cellular component: ribosome; cytosolic large ribosomal subunit. The transcript has a single exon. The record is from RefSeq and is marked provisional. The coding region runs from base 1 to 1164 and encodes 387 amino acids.
AUGUCUCACAGAAAGUACGAAGCACCACGUCACGGCCACUUGGGGUUCUUGCCAAGAAAGAGAGCUGCCUCCAUCAGAGGUAGAGUCAAGGCUUUCCCUAAGGACGACAAGUCCAAGCCAGUCGCGCUAACCUCGUUCUUGGGUUACAAGGCUGGUAUGACCACUAUCGUCAGAGACUUGGACAGACCCGGCUCCAAGUUCCACAAGAGAGAGAUCGUCGAGGCCGUCUCUGUCGUGGACACCCCACCAAUGGUGGUUGUCGGUGUUGUCGGCUACAUCGAGACUCCAAGAGGUUUGAGAUCCUUGACCACCGUCUGGGCCGAGCACUUGUCCGACGAGAUCAAGAGAAGAUUCUACAAGAACUGGUACAAGUCCAAGAAGAAGGCGUUCACCAAGUACUCCGCCAAGUACGCGCAGGACGGCGCCGCCAUCGAGAGAGAGUUGGCCAGAAUCAAGAAGUACGCCUCUGUCGUCAGAGUGCUAGCGCACACCCAGGUCAGAAAGACCCCACUUGUCCAGAAGAAGGCCCACCUAGCUGAGAUCCAGUUGAACGGUGGUUCCGUCUCCGAGAAGGUCGACUGGGCCAGAGAGCACUUCGAGAAGACCGUGUCCGUCGACUCCGUCUUCGAGCAGAACGAGAUGAUUGACGUCAUCGCCGUCACCAAGGGUCACGGUUUCGAGGGUGUUACCCACAGAUGGGGCACCAAGAAGCUACCAAGAAAGACCCACAGAGGUCUAAGAAAGGUUGCCUGUAUCGGUGCAUGGCAUCCAGCCCACGUCAUGUGGACUGUGGCCAGAGCCGGUCAAAACGGUUACCACCACAGAACCUCGAUCAACCACAAGGUCUACAGAAUUGGCAAGGGCGGUGACGAAGGCAACGCUGCCACCGAGUUCGACAGAACCAAGAAGACCAUCACCCCUAUGGGCGGCUUCGUGCACUACGGUGCCGUGAACAACGACUUCGUCAUGGUCAAGGGUUCCAUCCCAGGUACCAGAAAGAGAGUUGUCACCUUGAGAAAGUCUCUAUACACCUCCACCUCCAGAAGAGCCUUGGAGGAGGUCAACCUAAAGUGGAUCGACACCGCCUCCAAGUUCGGUAAGGGUCGCUUCCAGACCCCUGCUGAGAAGCACGCCUUCAUGGGUACCCUCAAGAAGGACUUGUAA